Sesamum indicum (sesame) is the source of this 1339-nucleotide messenger RNA. The record is from RefSeq and is a predicted model, not a curated record. NCBI's taxonomy places the organism in Eukaryota, Viridiplantae, Streptophyta, Magnoliopsida, Lamiales, Pedaliaceae.
AUAAAAUGAAAGAAAAAAAGAAAAAAUAAAAUAACAAAAAGGACAACCCUAUAUGAAAGCUCUCUCUCGGGAAAUUGCAGAAAACACAGCGCAUUCUCUCUUUUUUAUUCACACUCUUUUCACUCUCUCCACAUUUCAUCGAUCUCCGAUGGAGCAGUAUGAAAAAGUUGAGAAGAUUGGUGAAGGAACAUAUGGAGUGGUGUACAAGGGUCGUCAUCGCACAACUAAUGAAACUAUUGCUCUGAAGAAAAUCCGGCUCGAGCAGGAAGAUGAGGGAGUACCGAGCACAGCUAUCAGAGAGAUCUCACUCUUGAAAGAGAUGCAACAUGGGAAUAUUGUAAGGUUGCAGGAUGUUGUUCACAGUGAGAAGCGCUUGUAUCUGGUAUUUGAAUAUCUGGACUUGGAUUUAAAGAAACAUAUGGAAUCUUGUCCAGAAUUCUCUCAGAAUCCUCGUCUGGUUAAAACAUUUUUGUACCAAAUACUACGUGGAAUUGCUUAUUGUCAUUCUCACCGUGUCCUUCACCGAGACUUGAAGCCUCAAAACUUGCUGAUAGAUCGACGUACUAAUGCAUUAAAACUUGCAGACUUUGGAUUGGCCAGAGCAUUUGGUAUUCCUGUCAGGACAUUUACACAUGAGGUUGUGACUCUAUGGUACAGAGCCCCAGAAAUACUACUUGGAUCACGCCACUAUUCUACUCCGGUGGAUAUAUGGUCAGUUGGUUGUAUAUUUGCUGAGAUGGUAAACCGGCGACCCUUGUUUCCUGGGGACUCUGAAAUUGAUGAACUCUUUAGGAUAUUUAGAAUCAUGGGCACCCCGACUGAAGAUACCUGGUCAGGAGUGACAUCUCUGCCUGAUUUUAAAUCAUCAUUUCCGAAAUGGCCACCCAAGGAGCUGGCAACUGUAGUUCCAAAUCUUGAUUCAGCUGGCCUUGACCUCCUUGGUAAAAUGCUAUGCUUAGAUCCCAGCAAAAGAAUUACAGCCAGAAGUGCUCUUGAGCAUGAGUACUUUAAGGAUAUUGGGUUUGUCCCGUGAUAUGUUGUUCUCUCAUCCCAGUGCAAAUGUAUAUUGGUAUGUGGCAUCUCUGGGGUUCUAAUUGUCAGAUAAGAAACAUGUGAUAUGUAGGUGAUAUUAUCAAUCUGUUUCUGCUUGCUUGCAUGUAAUUCAAUUUACAUCGAAGUGUUUGUGGUCUCAGCAAUUUGGAAUUCGCAAUUGCUGUUUUUUGGCUUCUUGUGUGAUUGUGUCAAUUUUUUCCUUUCCCUUUUACCCAUGCUGAUGUAAGACAUGUUUAGCUUUUGUUUCUCUUCUUCAAUAGAUAAAUGGUGUGCCAUUAGUUGUUAA